This is a messenger RNA of Neoarius graeffei (lesser salmon catfish), 2724 nucleotides long. RefSeq names its product gastrula zinc finger protein XlCGF26.1-like. The record is from RefSeq and is a predicted model, not a curated record. Gene Ontology annotation, molecular function: DNA-binding transcription factor activity, RNA polymerase II-specific; RNA polymerase II cis-regulatory region sequence-specific DNA binding. Lineage: Eukaryota; Metazoa; Chordata; Actinopteri; Siluriformes; Ariidae. Gene Ontology annotation, biological process: regulation of transcription by RNA polymerase II. The transcript is spliced from 4 exons. Bases 602 to 2503 code for a protein of 633 amino acids.
AGCACUCUAUACCAGUGUCUCCAUUUUUUUAAUUAAAGUAGGGCAUUAUAGAGUUUCUAGGCCUUUUAAAAUCAGUUUAAUACUUUUUAAAAACAGGGCGAGUAUGGGAUAUUUCAUAUGAAAUCACAUACAAUGAACAGUUAUUCCACGGAAUCGAGUCGUACAUGGCUGGAAGAUUUUAUAGACGUUUUAUAUGGAGCUACUGAAGCUUCCUCUCUACAGGUCACGUGACAACGUCAUUUCAAGCGAGCUUCCGGAACACUGACUUUCUCAACAGCGUUCAUGAACUCGAGACGUCGAAAGAGGAGUCUUCUGAUUUGAAUAACUGGUGUCUGUUAUUCUCACUGGUAUCUUGUAUUUGUAACUGAGAUGGUUAAUUACAGCUAGCUUUAAGCAGCCUGGGCCUGGACGCUGGACAUCUUUGACACUGCUUAGAAUGUGUCUGUAACGGUUCAGUGUUCGUGGGUGGAGCACAGAGGACGGCAGGACAGAGAUCAGGAAUGAGAACAACACCUGACAGCCUCCUCAUUUUUGUGUUCACUUUCCUACAAACAAAUAUCAAAUUUAACUUGGUCACACAAGCACAGCAAGAGCUGCCACUAUGAUGAAAUCAGAGGAGAUUAAAAAUGAGACUGUACCUGUGAGAAUCUUCAGGGGCCAAGAGAUUUCAUCUGGAAUUCACGACAUUAACACCACGUGGAGAGAAGUGAAGCCGGAAAUGUACCAGUGUUCUCAGUGGGAGGAGAGUUUUAGUGAUAUGGGAAAUCCCGAAAUGCACCAUUGCGUUCAUACAGGAGAGAAGCUGCAUAACUGCACAGUGUGUGGAAAGAGUUUUACUGAGCGAGGAAAUCUUGUGAGACACAAGCGCAUUCACACAGGAGAGAAGCCGUAUCACUGCUCACAGUGUGGAAAAAGAUUUAGUGAUGGAGGAACUCUCAAAAGACACCAGCGUGUUCACACAGGAGAGAAGCCGCAUCACUGCUCAGAGUGCGGGUCAAGUUUUAGUAGAGCAGGAGCUCUCAAAAGACACCAGCGCAUUCACACAGGAAAGAAACCAUAUCCCUGCUCACAGUGUGGAAAAAGCUUUAGUGAUAGAGCAACUCUCAAAACGCACCAGCGCAUUCACACAGGAGAGAAGCCAUAUCACUGCUCAGAGUGUGGGAAGAGUUUUACUGAGAGAGGAAAUCUUGUGAAACACAAGCGCAUUCACACAGGAGAGAAGCCAUUUCACUGCUCAGAGUGUGGAAAAAGCUUUACUGAUAGAGGAACUCUCAAAAAACACCAGCGCAUUCACACAGGAGAAAAGCCGUAUCACUGCUCACAGUGUGGGUCAAGUUUUCGUGGAGCAGGAACUUUAAGAAGACACCAGCGCAUUCACACAGGAGAGAAGCCGUAUCACUGCUCACAGUGUGGAAAAAGCUUUAGUGACGGAGGAACUCUCAAAACACACCAGCGCAUUCACACGGGAGAGAAGCCGUAUCACUGCUCACAGUGUGGGAAACGCUUUAGUGAUGGAGGAACUCUCAAAAUACACCAGCGCAUUCACACGGGAGUGAAGCCGUAUCACUGCUCAUGGUGUGGAAAAAGCUUCGGUGAUGGAGGAACUCUCAAAAAACACCAGCGCAUUCACACGGGAGUGAGGCCAUAUCACUGCUCAUGGUGUGGAAGAAGCUUUAGUGAUGGAGGAACUCUCAAAAAACACCAACGCGUUCACACAGGAGAGAAGCCGUAUCACUGCUCUCAGUGUGGAAGAAGCUUUAAGGUUAAAGGCACUCUCCGAGCACACCAGCGUAUUCACACAGGAGAAAAGCCCUAUUACUGCACAGAGUGUGGAAUGAUUUUUUCGCAAAAGGCUACUCUAAAAACACAUCAGCGCAUUCACACAGGAGAGAAACCGUAUCACUGCUCACAGUGUGGACUGAGCUUUGCUUAUUUAAAUCGACACCAGCGCAUUCACACAGGAGAGAAGCCGUAUCACUGCUCGCAUUGUGGGAAGAGUUUUACCCGAGAGGACACCCUGCAACAGCACCAACGCCUUCACACGGGAGAGAAGCCAUAUCACUGCUCAGAAUGUGGGAUGAGUUUUACACAGCAGAGUACUUUCCAUCUACACCAGCGUGUUCACACUGGAGUGAAGCCCUAUGAGUGCUUACAGUGCGGGAAGAGCUUUAGGCGGCAGGAUACUCUCCAGCAACAUCAGCGCAUCCACACUGGCGAGAAGCCGUAUCACUGCUCAGAGUGUGGGAAGAGUUUCAGACAGCAGAGUCAUCUCCAGCUACACCAGCGCAUUCACACAGGAGAAAAGCCGUAUCAGUGCUUAUAUUGUGGGAAGAGCUUUAGUGAUGGUGGAAAUCUCAAAACGCACCAGUACAUUCAUACAGGAGAGAAGCCGUAUCAUUGUUCACAUUGUGGACUGAGCUUCACUUAUUCAAGUGUAUUUAAGACUCACAAGUGUAUUACACCACAGGAAUCACACCUGAAUCUGUCAAGUCAAGAAAUAUAAUUAUUACUGUCUUAUGGUUAAUACGAUUUUGCUCUUUUGAAUUUCAUAUUGCUCUAGUUUGGAUUAGAUAUUUUAAUCCUAGCUUGUUGAUAUGAUAGUGUAAGAGCAUUAAUUGUGAAUAUGCUUUCUGGUCAGUGUUGUAGUCGAGUCACUAAACCUCGAGGCCGAGUCCAGUCUCGAAUCCCCAAUGUUCAAGUCAUUAAAGAAAAUUCAGAAUCCGA